AUGAGCUUCGAGGACGUUCUCUCUGAGGCUGGAGUUUUUGGAAGGUUCCAGAUGUUGUCUCUGCUGAUUCUUUGCCUCCCGAGGGUCAUCCUACCCCUACACUUUCUCCUUCACAUCUUUAUUUCAGCCGUGCCCCCCCAUCAUUGCGCCAUUCGCCCCCUGGGGCAGAUGGGUAACCUGAGCCGGGGCAGAUUUCUCUACGUUCCUCAAGAGGUCGAUGGAACCUUCAGCUCCUGUAAGAUGUUCUCCCAUCCGCAGCUCCAGAACAGCUCCCAGGAUGGAGCCAACAUGUCGUCUGUACAGAACUGUGACCAGGGGUGGGAGUACGACCACUCAACGUUCACCUCGACCACGGCCACCGAGUGGGACCUGGUGUGUGAUAGGAAGGGGUUAAAUCAAGCAUCGGCCACCUACUUCUUCGUGGGACUCACCGCAGGGUCCGUGGUGUGUGGAUUCGCAGCAGACAGGUUUGGGCGCCGGUGGAUCCUGCUGGUGUCGUUCCUGAUCAGUACCGUGUUUGGCGUGAUGUCUGCUGCCUCCGUGUCAUACGUGAUGUUCUCCAUGUGCCGGUUACUGUCUGGAGUCGGACUCAUGGGAAUGACCCUGAUAUCCAUCACAUUAGUCUUGGAGUGGACCGACGUGGCUCAUCGCACCCUCUGUGGCAUCGUUAGCAGCCUCUCGUGGACCGUCGGCUACAUGCUCCUCGCCCUGCUGGCUUUCUUAAUCAGAGACUGGAGGCGGCUUAUAGUGGCCGCCACCUCACCCUGUCUGCUCGCCAUCGCCACGUGGUGGUGGGUUCCGGAGUCGGCUCGGUGGCUCCUCACUAAGCAGGACUGGGUUUCCGCUCACAGAUGUCUCUCACGCUGCGCAGAGAUGAACGGGAGGCCGGAUUUCCACCGCAAGAUAUCACCGGAGGUCCUGCAGAAGACGGUGACCGUCGAGUGCAAAAAAUACAACUUGUGGGAUCUGGUGAAAACGCGUCGGCUGAGGAAGAACACGGUCUGUCUCGGGAUCAUGUGGUUCGGAGUGGCGUUCAGUUACUACGGCAUCAGCUUUAAGGUCACCGGCUUCAGCCUCGGCCCGUUCCUCACUCACUUCAUCUUUGGGGCCGUAGAGAUUCCAGCCAAGGUGGCCGUCUUCCUGCUGCUGGACCGCGUUGGCCGGAAGCCGUGUCAGGGGGGCUCUCUGCUCAUAACGGGCGGCUUUAUAGCCCUCACCAGCCUCCUGCCCCCAGGCCACGUCCGCUCCGUGACGGCCAUCCUGGGGAAAGGAUUCUCGGAAGCCGCGUUCACUACGGCGUUCCUGUACACGGCGGAGCUCUACCCCACGGUGCUCAGGCAGACCGGCCUCGGCUUUUGCUCCUUCAUGACCCGGCUGGGCAGUUCUUUGGCCCCCCUGGUGAUCCUGCUAGAAGACGUCUGGCACUUCCUGCCCCCCGUGGUCUUUAGCUCCAUGGCCCUGAUUUCGGGGGGCGCUGCCCUCCUAUUGGUCGAAACGUCAUGCGUUCGGUUACCGGAGACCAUUGAGGACGUGGAACUGGACAGGAUGAGAAUUGCGACGGUCAGCAGAGACCCCUCUGUUUCCUCAAAUGGAGGAUCGCUCCCCAGAACCGCUUUACCCGCGAGUCCCACGUCAUCCCCGAGGGGGCCGGGCUGGACAGACACCUCUCAGGAGCUCCCCGGCACAUAA
Messenger RNA from Spea bombifrons (plains spadefoot toad), 1689 nucleotides. It is a transcript of the gene SLC22A7, whose product is annotated as solute carrier family 22 member 7. The coding region runs from base 1 to 1689 and encodes 562 amino acids. Gene Ontology annotation, biological process: transmembrane transport. Gene Ontology annotation, cellular component: membrane. NCBI's taxonomy places the organism in Eukaryota, Metazoa, Chordata, Amphibia, Anura, Pelobatidae. The transcript is spliced from 10 exons. Gene Ontology annotation, molecular function: transmembrane transporter activity. The record is from RefSeq and is a predicted model, not a curated record.